AUGAUCCCCCAUGAUGAAGAGGAAGAGGAAGAGGAAGACAGCACGAGCAGAGAGGAUGAGAAGAGUUUUAUAAAAAAGGAAGAAGAGAAGGAAAAGAAGAGAAGGAUUUGGAUCCUUAGAAAAAUUAAAGAUGAUGCGCGAGAGGAAAAAGAGAAACGUAAACAAGAGGAGCAGAGGCGACAGGCCCAGCUUGAGCGUGAAAAACAAAUUGAGGAACAGAUUAAAAGGGAAAGUGAGCUUGCUGCAGAGAAACUUUCAAAAACCACAGAUACACUGAAACAGAAACAGAGGCUGAGAGGCCAUGAGUUCCAUCACCAAACGCAUAUAAUGCAACCGACAGUAAAUACUGAAAUUGAAAGAGAUGAGGCUGCAGAAAUAGGGAAGAAAUUCUCAGACCUCCUGUGUGAAUAUCAAAUCAUUGAGGAAGACCCAGAGGAGACAUUAGCAGGCAGGAUGAAAACCCUGCAAAAUGAGUUAAUGGUGGAGUACUGUAAGAAACACAACCUGUCCAGUAGCUGUGUGUUUUCUUUCGACACUUCAGUUGGUUAUGAGACUCUGCCUCUACAAGAUAGACUGACAGUGCUUGAGGCAAUAAUGUAUUUAUUUUUCGAGGAGGAUGAAAAUGACCACAAACAUAAACAUGACCGGGAUUUCCUCUUGGAUGUGCUCGAACUGUUUCAAGACGAUCAUCCGUCACUUGCCUUUAAUCUUUUACAGAGCGUUCUUCAAACUGAUAUUCAACUUUCUACACAGAGUAAAGACAUUCUGUGUCGGAUUGCGUUCAACAACACAUGGAAACUGCCAGAAAUAACAGAUUUCAUGCGUUAUGUUGUCGGUAAAGACAAAGAUCAAGUGCAGGCAAUACUUCACAUUGCACAGACCUACAAGCUGGAGUAUGAGAUUGUUCUCCAUGCUUUAGAUUCACCUGAUCCACCCAGACGGCUGAAAUGGCAUGUUGACACAGAGACAGACAAAAAUGCUAAUACUAUUAUUAGUGAAAUGCGCAACUCAAACUAUCCUGAGAAUGUCCUGACAAUACUAGAGGAUGUUCUGGUAUAUCUGGAAAUGGAGCUUCAAAAACACAAAAGAACUGAUCUCCAUAAAAAUGAAAUCCAGCAUGUAAAGAAAAUGGUUAAAGAACUGGAUUUUACCAAUCCAGACAGACAAGUUCUCAAAAGUGUACUAGUGCAAAUGUCAGUCGCAGUAAAAAUGUGCUCUGCUCUCACUAUUCAAAGGGGUAAAGAGGAAAUAGUCAUUGAAGGAUAUCUUCCCAGAUUAACUCAGCUUGCAGCCUUGAUGGUUUUCUUGCUUCCAAAAUCAGAAACCAAUACAGGUUGUCUUCUUGAAAUUGGAACAGGUGAAGGGAAAUCUUGUAUCUUAGCCAUGCUUGCUGUGAUCCAUGCCAUUCGUGGUGUAAAGGUGGACAUUGUGACAAGCUCUCCAGUCCUCGCUUGCCGUGAUUUAGAAGAAUGGAGCAAACUUUACAACAUGUUCGACAUAACGUCAUCUGCUGUUCCUCCAAUGCUGAAUGAUGUCUCAUCUGAAGAACAAGAUGAUCUGACUCAGGAAGCAUACAAACAAGAUGUAGUGUACAGUACUGUUGGAACAUUUGCAGCAGAUACACUGAAACAAGAGUUUGAGAAGAAAACAUCUCGUGGAGACAGGAAGUUCGAGUUGGUCCUUGUGGAUGAGGUUGACUACAUGACUUUAGAUAAUGGAGUUCAAAUAACAUUUCUGUCCCAUGAGUCCAGUGGCCUCCAGCAUUUGGAGCAGGUCCUAGCCAGCAUCUGGGCCAUUAUAUCUGCAUGUCGACCAAUUGAGGUAGAAGAAACUGGAGAGACCAUGUGGACAACAAGAGUCCAGAAUUUUCACACAGCUGCCCUGAUAGCAAUGAUUGGUUCAGAUACAAAUGAUACGUUUUCACCACUGGAAAUUUUGUUGCCAGGUAUUGAAUUAGGCUUUUACUCAGAGGAAGAUUUUGAAAAUUUGAAGGUCUCUAUUAAUGAAGAAGGAGAAAAGGAGCAUGGAGCCAUUGAAAAUGAGGCAUGGAAGACCAUCAUGGCCAAAACAGGAAUAGAACAACAGUUUGACCUGCUCACUGUUCUCGAGAUGGGGAUGGAGCACAAGGUGGCAUUUAACUGUUAUAUUUAUCAGUCAGAAACUAGAAAAGCCUUUCAAUUUGGAGAGCAAAAGACAAAAACUGACCAAAACAUCAACAUGCUGCUACUCGAGAAUGGAAAAUCUUGUGAGAUCUUGUCUGAAAAUUUGCUCAUUGAAGCUACCAUUAGUGAGGUGAAAUCCAAGAUUAAAUACUCUAAACAAUGCAGUUCAGAAGAAGAUGAUAAAGAGUUUCUUGUAAUCCCUUCUUUCUUGGAGAAAUACCUGGAAAAUCAGCUGCCACUGUUUGUUGAGAAUGCACUGAAGGCCAUUCAGAUGACCAAAGGCAGAGAGUACAUGAUUGAGAGAUCUCUUAGUGCUCAGGGAAUAGAUGUUGAUGAAGAUGGUGAACACAUGUACCAUGCAAUAAUCCCAGUGGACUUUCAGGCCAGUGGAAUGCUGGAGAAAAGAAAACGGUGGGGUGAUGGACUACAACAAUUUCUGGAGAUGAAGCAUCAGUUAACAUUAUCUCCAUUAUCAAAUGUGACAAACUACAUGUCAAAUUCAAAUUUCUUCAAAAGAUAUCUCAGAGGGAAAGGGAUAUUUGGUGUUUCUGGAACACUAGGGGGAGAUGCAGACAAGGGUUUCCUGGCAAGGCAUUACAAAACGGACAGCUAUGUCAUACCAGCUCAUCAACGUCAAAAGGUUACUGAGCUGCCUGCAGUCCAGGUGAGAGGAGGUACGGAACAAUGGAUCCAAACUAUUUGUGACACGGUCUCAAAAGUCUCUAAACGAGGACAGGUGGUGUUAGUCGUGUGUGAGGACGUCAACACAGCAAAUGCGCUCAAUAACGAAAUUGCAGCAGAAACCAAACAUUUAGUUACCAUGUACACGAUGAGUGAGAGCCACAACAUUGAGAACCAGGAGUUCAACAAGGGACAGAUCAUUAUUUCCACUAACCUUGGAGGACGUGGGACAGACAUUAAGGUCACAGAGGAGGUAAAUCGCUGUGGCGGUCUCUUUGUGCUACUCACGUACUUCCCCAAUAAUCGAAGGGUCGAGAAACAAGUCUUUGGACGAACAGGUCGAAAAGGAACCCCGGGAAUGGUCCAGGUAAUACUGAACCAUGAUCGUCUAGCCAUGGCCUACCGAGGCCAUUCUAUUGAAUUCAUGAGGGAACUCAGAGAAGAAUAUGAAAUUAAUAGAAUAAAAGACAUGGAGAAGGAGAAACUAGCUGAAAUUGAGAUGAAAGAAGAGCUGUUCUCUACAUUUUGUCAGUUCCUUACUGACUUUGACAGGCAUUAUAGUACAAGAGAGAAAACAGACCUGUUUGAAGUGAAAGUAAAAGAUGUCCCUUGUUACUUUGAGUCCUUUCACAGUAAGAUGGACUACCAUCCAGCACUGAAUGCUUUGAAGGAAUCAUGGGGUAUAUGGCUAAUACUUCACACAGACCAGAUUAACGUACACAAUGACCUUACAGAACUGAAAGAAAACCUCAUCCAGCAAUUGAAGGACAAAAGUCGUAAACUUUUACAAGGUCACAGUGAAAACCUUUAUGACCACAUACAGCAGGCUUUAGGAAGAACUGCCUUGCACCUUCAAAACAAAAACAGAUGUGACUAUGGAGCAGAAACCUACUGGAAAAAAGUCUCUGAAUCAGACAACUACUACAGAGCUGCUGCACUGUAUAAUCAGGCCUACAUUACCAUUAACAUGGCCAGAGGGGGCUACAAAAGUGAGGCAUGUUCCUUACUCAAGGAGGCAGAGAAAGCCAUAGAUGUUUACAUAUCUGAAACAGCCAACACACUGAGCUUCUGUUCUUUGUCUGUUACUCCAGAUUUUGAACCACACCACAGUGGCAGCUGUAACUUCCAAACACAAAUGCAGGCAAGGAUGAACAUAUUUAACUCAUGGAAACAAAAUAUUAAAAAAAUACUUGACAUGCUUGGACCGGGCAAUGGAGACUUCAGAACCGAGGAGCUGACACUUUACAGCUUAUCAACUGAGGAGGAUUUUGUGUCUUCUAGUGAACUCAGUCUUUUUCGUAAUUAUGGCCUCGCUAUUGUGUUUGAGGUGAAACAGAAGCCCAAAUUCUCAUUUGAUGCCCUGAUUUGUUGUUUUCUUGGUGUGAUUCAGGUUGUAGCAGGAGUUCUGAUAUGUGGUCUGUCAGCUGGUUUCAUGUCCUCAUUUGGUCUUGGCCUGAUCUCAGAAGGUGUGUCUGACAUGAUGUCCGGAGUCAUGGGUAUGAUAAAUGGUACAUUUCAAUGGGCAUCAUGGGCGAUAUCUAAAGCAAUAAAUAUAGGAAUUUCCUUGGCCUGUGGGGGAUUCCGUGUUCUCAAACAAUCAUUCUCUUUUGUGAAAAAUGCUGCAAGUAAUAUUCUCAAUGGCACCACAUCCCUAAAAAGUGUUGCAUCUAGUGCCCUCAGAUCAGGAAAAAACUUGUUUGUUUCGACAUGUAAAUCAGCCAAAUCAAUGGUGUUCUCCAUAAGUGUAAAGAACAUAACAAAGACCACGGGUAAACUGAAUUUACAAUAUGCAAGGAAAUAUGCUUUUCAGGAAUUGGCAAUUCAAGGGGUAAACACUGCUGUGAACAAAUGCAUCGAUGCUGCAGUUCAAAAGACAUUCCAACAAGGAUUUCAAGAUAUUUUCAAGGAAUCUGUCCGUUCAACAUUACAACAAAAUAAAGAGUUUGUCCAAACACUCACAGAUUUCAUCUGCUCAGGAAUUCCAAAGGCCGCCUUGCAGAAGGAAUCUGGCUCUUACAAGAUUAGCAAAACCCUAGAGAAGGAAAUGAAGGACCAUGUGGUUUUCAAUACAAACAUUGUCAUGAAUGAUCUCAUGGUAGACUGUAAACAGAUUCAUCAGGUGAUUAACACACUCUCACAGGUGUGGGACAAAUCAGCAGAGUUUGUUGCGCACCGCUCCCAUGCCUGUAUUAGGAUGCUUAUGACUACUGCAAGCAUGUCCACCACCAUUUAUGAAAUGUACAAAUCCAUUCCUACUAAACAGACCAUUGACAGUAAUUUUGUUCCAGCAUUUUUGAAGUCCUUGGGUGAGGAACCUUUAUUUGAGACAUAUGACAAUGAUGGAAGGGACAAACUGGACGAUGUGAAACGUCUUAAAGAUGAACUCAUUGAUGUAAUUUCAGAAGUUCUUUCCCAAACCAUGGUGGACAGUUUUUCUGGGUCUGCCUCCUCCAUGUUUACAAAAACAUUCACUCAGCGACUAAACUCUGCUACUGGAAAAGUAGUUGGUAAUUUACUGGGAAGACACAAAACCCAGAGUUUCUUUGUCAAUCAGAAGCAUCAUCAUGAUCUGAAAUCUGCCACUGAAUGCAAGAAAAGAUCUCUGACUGAAGAAGAACUAAAUGAACUCACAUGCUAUGCUAAUAAUAUAACUGAUGAACAAAAGCCAGCAACAACUUUAGAAGUCCAUGUCCUCACAAAAAGUAACUUGCUGGAUGGAAAAGGAAUUUGUCUGACUGUAGUAGAUGAUAAAGGAAAACUUCUCACAGAGGAGACCUACCCAGGAACUGACCCAGCAGCUGGUACUAUCAAACUUGUGCUGACAAAAACACCUCAGACUUCUUCCGGAAAAGGAGGAUUUUGGAGUAAAUUGACAGACAGGGUUAUGGGGAACGACACACCACAAAGUGGCCACAUUGACAUUAUUCACAGUGAUGACUCAUGGGAAAUUGUAAACUCCACAAAUCAGAACUGUCUGUUUCAUGCGGUCAUCCAAGCAACAGCUAAGGAUCCAAAUGUUGAUAUAAAACAAAAAGCUGUAGAACUCCGCAUCAAAGUCAGUGAGGAGUACAAAACCAGUCACUACUGGUAUUAA
Messenger RNA from Hemibagrus wyckioides, 5937 nucleotides. RefSeq lists its product as uncharacterized. Gene Ontology annotation, molecular function: ATP binding; ABC-type protein transporter activity. The coding region runs from base 1 to 5937 and encodes 1978 amino acids. The record is from RefSeq and is a predicted model, not a curated record. Gene Ontology annotation, biological process: protein targeting; protein import. Gene Ontology annotation, cellular component: membrane. The transcript has 5 exons. NCBI's taxonomy places the organism in Eukaryota, Metazoa, Chordata, Actinopteri, Siluriformes, Bagridae.